UCAAACUCAAAAAAAAAAAAAAAAAAAGGAAGAAGAACUAUCUGAAAGACUGAAAUCCUAAGACCAAAAUUUUCAAACAUGCAGAGGUCAAAUAAGAGAAUUAGACAAGAUGAAACUUCUAAUUCCCUCCAAAAUAACCACCAAUUUCAGCAGCCAAGGCUUACUGGAGAUCAAGAGUAUUCUGUUAUGGUUUCUGCUUUGCAAAAUAUCAUCAAUGGUAGUAUUCCCGUGGAAAGUAAUCAAGAAUUCAAUUCAUUUUCACCUUUUCAAAAUUCAUUUUCACCUUUUCAAUAUUAUAGCCCCACUGCAACUACCAUUACCGCCUCGUCUUCGCCUUCCACCAGCAUAUCUACGAGUUUCGAACAAGUUUUGGGUGUCCCAGCAGAACAAGAACCUUGUCAGUUUUGCAGAAUCCAAGGUUGUUUAGGCUGCGACAUUUUCGGAACCACAUUUUCUUCUUCUGCUGUAGCCACUCCUGCUGUUGUUGCUCCUGCUGAUAAUAAGAAGAAGAGUACAACAAUCACGAUGGCGAAGAAGAAAAAGAAGAAUUACAGAGGAGUGAGACAGAGGCCAUGGGGAAAAUGGGCAGCAGAAAUUCGCGAUCCUAGAAAAGCUGCGCGUGUUUGGCUUGGAACUUUUAAUACAGCAGAAGAUGCAGCUAGAGCUUAUGAUAGAGCCGCCAUUGAAUUUAGGGGUCCACGAGCUAAGUUGAAUUUUUCCUUUGCUGAUUAUACUGUUGACACUCAAGAACAACAGUGCACUUCAUCUUCUUCACCACAACAAUUGCCAGAAGAGAAACAACAGUUGAAGCAAGGAAAUAAUAAUAAUGCUGAUUUUGGAAGUGAAAUUUGGGAUCAAUUGAUGGGUGAUAAUGAGAUUCUAGAUUGGUUGACGAUGAUGAAUUUCAAUGUGGAUUCUUCUGAUUCUACUGGCGGGAAUGUUAACAGCUUUUAAGUUUCAGUUACUCCAAUUCAAAAAAGACAAGAAAUUAAAAGAAAAAAAAAAAAGAACUUACUAUAUUAAGGUUCUUUGCCCAGUUGUAUUUUUUAUCAAAUUUGGGCUCUCGUACAUAGAAAAAAAUAGUACGUAGUAAGUGUCUACCCAUUUUUGGGUUGUGCCAUAUGUAGUUCGGCAUAAUAGUCGAAUGAAAUGUAAAAAUUAUGACGAAUAAAUUUGAAUGAAAUAUUGUUUUUGUA
This is a messenger RNA of Lycium ferocissimum, 1196 nucleotides long. RefSeq names its product ethylene-responsive transcription factor ERF109-like. Lineage: Eukaryota; Viridiplantae; Streptophyta; Magnoliopsida; Solanales; Solanaceae. Gene Ontology annotation, biological process: ethylene-activated signaling pathway; regulation of DNA-templated transcription. The record is from RefSeq and is a predicted model, not a curated record. Bases 79 to 954 code for a protein of 291 amino acids. Gene Ontology annotation, molecular function: DNA binding; DNA-binding transcription factor activity. The transcript has a single exon.